Molecule: messenger RNA, 10107 nt
Organism: Bactrocera latifrons
Lineage: Eukaryota; Metazoa; Arthropoda; Insecta; Diptera; Tephritidae
Exons: 12
Coding region: 557-9406 (2949 amino acids)
Molecular function (GO): MAP kinase scaffold activity
Source: RefSeq, a predicted model, not a curated record
ACUCCACUCCAUUUCGGCUAAGUUGCGUUCGCAAUUCAGUUCAGCUUAUUUGUUUGCCAGCUGUUGAUGUUUCUCGCCGCAGCGCGUAAGUCCGCGAAAUUCAAGUGUCAACAUCGUUUAAAAAAUUACCACGAUUCUUCGUCGAGAGCUUUUUGUAACCAAAAAAAAGACAUUUAUUGGGCACACCAGUAAAGGCAGUGAUGAGUGGCGGCACAAUUAGGAGGUGAUUAUAAAGUAAUAAAAUCAAUUGAACCGGAAUACAAAGAAAAUCGUAAAAUAUUUAUUUAAAUACGUGAUUAAAUCAGCAACGUGUUAAUACGCUGGCAAAUAAUAAUAACAACAACAAGAAAUAAUAAUAAUAAUCAACACAAGUGAUCUACAGUGAACGUCUAAGCACGCACUGAAUACGCAAAAGCAACAACAAAAACAAUUAAUUGUGAUUUUCUGAACGCAAGUGAAAUUGCGUGCAACAGCAAGUGCUAAAAACAAAAACAACUACACUUAAGUAUUUUAAUUGCAAGAAAACCCAAGACACGCGACGCCCACAAGUGUGAAUAUGGCCACGACAAUGCAACAGAGUGCCCCGCCAGCGAAUGCGACCACAAAUCCACAACUGAAGCGUAUUGUCUACUCGAAAUAUCGCGAACUUUUGGGGUCCUACAACGACAAGGCGAAUGCAAUUAUCGAAACGCUGCCCGCUUAUAUGGUGCGCGAGGAUCGCGGCUUUCAUUGUGAGUCCAAUGGCGCGGUGACUGCAACGGUAACAGCAGCGGUGGCGCCAAUAUCGGCAACAGCAGCAUCGAAAACCAUUAUAAGCAUACCAGCGAGAUCAGCAACAACAACAACAGCUACACCGCCAAGUCAGCAUAUAACAGCAACAAUUGCUGGCACAGCAGCGCCCGCAACACCCAGGAAUGGCACGGCGCCACCGAAUUGCGCGGCGGCAGCGCUGCUACGUCAAGUGGCCGCGGCGGCGGCCGCAGCAGCAGCGGCACAGGGUGAACGUGUGAGCGAAUUGUAUGGCGGCUCCGCUCAACGGGGCUACGAAGCGCCCGCCUGCGUACAGAAUGCAAUGGUGACAAAAGACAAGAAGCCAUUCACCUACACACCGGGCGGCAUUGAUCUCUCACAAAUCAAAUCGGAACGCAUGGCGAAACGUUUGGCGCGCAAUGCACAGGCCGAAGGAGCCACGGGCGCCUCACAACAAAACAGACCGACACAGCCGCAAUCGCCGGGCAGUGGCGGCAAUGCUGCGUCGCAAAUCGGCGCCGCCGGCAUGGGUAUGCCGUUCCAGGUGUUGCCGCCGCCGCCACCACCAGCGCCAACCGGAGUAGCGGGUAAGAAAUUGAAUGGCACAUCGGCACCGGUACCACCACCACCACCCAGCUCCUCCAAAACAUUAGCACCACCACAGAAUGGCGGUGGACCGGGUAGUGCUCCCGGUUCGCCCAACGCGCAACGCAAGUCGCCCACACCGCAACGUUUCGAACCGCCACCAUUGGCUUUCCGACCGGAAAUCAAAAUACCGCCAAAUCCAAUGGCGGCAUUGCGCAAAGUACCACCGCCGGUGGAAAAGAAUACCUUCUGGAAGGAUGAGUAUGUGCGCGAUCGCUCCAAGAGUCCCAUGGUGGGUGAAAAUGAUCGUGCUAGUUCACCGAAUACCGCUGCUAAUGAUCAGGCCGUUAGCGCCGGUAGCGGUGAGCCAGCUACGGUCAGUCUUAACAACAAUCUGAACAACAACAAUAACAACGAUGUCAACGAACAUGUCGAUGGUUACAAGAAACCAACAACGACUACCCAGCAACCUGAACUUAACUACAACAGCAACAACUCCACUCAACCACAACAGCAACAAAACACACCGCCUCAGCCCACGUACUCACCAUCCUAUCAGCCAUUGCAGCAGCAGCAACAGCAGCAGUUGGCUUCAUCACCAUCACAACAACAACAACAGCAAAAACAACAAUCGCCACGCCCCGAGUUCCGUAGCGUUGCACCGCCACAAUCGCCAAGUGGCCAUGUCUACACACGUCAAACGGACAGUCCACGUGCUGAAAGUGGCACUCCACCACAACGCGCCACCGAAAGUCCCUUCAGAUAUGGCGUUCCACAGGCACAGCAGCAGCAGCAGUCACCGCAACAACAACGCGCUCCUCCAGCUAUAUCACCGCUUGCACAGCAGCAACCAUCGAAGCUGUAUACUUCAUCACCGACUGGCGCUGGAGUCCCAGCACAGUCAACAACAGCCAACAAUUCUCCCAACUCACAGCCAGUGACACAAACUGUGCCCUGGCGCACUCAACGUACUCCGACGCAACAACAAUCACAGUCGCAGCCACAAACGACUGCGAUAUAUAACAAUGUAUCACCACAACAACAGCAACAAACUCAGCUAGCUACGGCCUAUCAGGGUCCCAAGCCGUCCAAUGUCGGCUCGCUCUAUAUUGCACCCCUGGCAGCACCUACUGAGCCGCAGGCACCCAAUGUUGUGCGUCAAUUUCAGCAGCAACAACAGCAACAGCAAGCACGAGAAUCGCCAAUUCGUCAAAUACCGCAACAACAACAACAACAACAGCAGACACCACAGCAACAACCAGCACAGCCUUUACGCUCCACUGUGCCUUGGCUGAGCACAAAACCGAAGGCAAACGAUCAGCCAGAAUGGGCGCGUCCCGAGGAAAAUGGCAAUGUGGUGCCUUCGUCGCUGAAUCGCAUUAAGUCACCGCCGCCACCACAGUCACAACAACAGCAGCCCCAGCAGCAAGUAUACUAUCAACAACCACAACAACCACCCCAACCUCAGCUCUACGCCUAUCAGCCUGAGCAGGGUAACGGUUUUGCUGGAGCAGCGCCAACGAAUUUCGGUAGCCAUGGCAUUGGCAACACUGGCUUACGCCUGCAAAUCAAUGCCAACUCCAGUGCCAAUAAUGCGGCAACUCAACAAACUGGUCCAAGGGAACGCAUCAUACCCAUCCAGUUGGAGCAGACACCGACGAAUACCACAUCACAGCAACCGAACUUCAAUGUCAGCUAUGGUGGCGUCACUACUGCACCGAGCAGCUAUGUGGUGCGUUCGCCCAAUCAAUUCGUUGAUCAAGGUUACAACAAUUUCCCACCCUCAGCUGGCGCCAAUCAACAGCAAUCAGCUCAGCGUGUGAUGUCACCAACACAACAACUGAAUGCUCCACGCAUUGUGCAGCAACAACAGCAAUAUACGAAUAACAACAACGGUGCUGGCGCUGGCGCUAAUCGCUCACGCAUCAUACCGAUCGCUAUGGAGAGUGAGGGCACACGUGGGCCCAUUUCACCAUCACCAAUCGUUUUGCAAAAUGAAAACUACAAUCUAGUAGUUUACGAUUGUCCACUUGAGGCGGAAAUACGGUACAGAAUGAAUCGUCUCAGCGAUCCACGCUCGUCACCCAUACAAUCGAAAUCCUUUAGAAUUUUGCAAAAAAUCACUGACACUAUUGACGACGGUAGCGGCGAUGAUAAGAAAUCGGAAAGCUAUGUCGAGAUAGAGCCACAAUUACAACGACCACAAUACGCGAGGCAAAUGAGCGCCCAACAGGCGCGUCAACAACCGAAUGUAGAGCAAAUGAGACGCAUGCAAAUCGCCGCCGAUCCACAGCAGCAGCAGCAACAGUCACAAGCGCCACAGGCAUGGAAUCAAGGUAAUGCUUUGAAAAGCUCACAGCAGCACACCAUUUACAACAAUAACAGUGACAUGCCACAACCAUAUAUCCACCCUAGUGAACAACAAGUACCCGAACCGAAAAAAUAUACCGGUAGCGCAAUACCAAGUCGAUCGUUUAAAAUUUUGCAAGCGAUGACAACACCAGAAAAUGCUGUCGAGUUGGCAGCUACAGAUCGUGUUGAAUUGAACGAAACCCCUUUGAAAGCCAAAGAAAAUCAAAGCAAAAAUAUUUUGAAUAAAAAUUGUACUGAAAAUGUGAAUGAAUAUAAUGAAGGCACAUCCGAAACAACAAAUACCCAUAGCACAACACAUGCACCAUCAACCACAUCAUCCUCAUCCUCUAUAUCAUCGCUCAGCUCCGAUUCUUGCACCUAUCCCAUACCCAAACAUCCUUACCCCGCCUAUGGCUAUGCAUAUCCUUAUCCCUGGUAUCCGCCGCCAAUGCCACCGACUAACGGUGAGGCAUAUCCGCCAUGGCCGUACCCAUAUAGCAUGCCUCCACCACCACCACCACCCUCAACACAGGCACAGACUAACGAAAUAAGCGGCGAUGCCGCGUCGCAUACUCCAUAUGCACCACACUAUCCCUACUAUUAUCCUUACUAUCCCCCACCGCCGCCACCAGCACAUAACCCUUAUGCUUAUAUGCAAACUCCUCGCGCUCAAACUCCGAAUGAAUUUGAUUCGCAAAAUGCUUAUCACGAUGUAAAUGCAAGCGCCGCAUAUCCCGCUUAUGUGCCGCCAUAUCCAUACCCCUACCCUGUAGCGCCUAGCUACAGUCAGAGCACGCCAUCGAAUCGCGCCAGCAGUGUGUUGCCCGACAUCAUUGUUACGCCCAGCACGGAUGAUAUGCCCUCACAAGUUAUAUUGCAACAUCACAUAAAGAUCGAGAAAAGUGAACCGCCAAAGCGCAAUGAUGCUGUCGUGAUCGAAGAGGUCACUAGGAGUGAUAAUGAAAUGCGGCCGCAAGAGUUGAGACGCGAACAACGUGAAGGUUCCGUUAUUGAUAUGUUGUCACAACGUUUGGUGAAUAUGUCCAAAGUUGUCGAACAUAAUCUAAAUAUGAGCAAAGAUGUCGAGAAGAAUUAUGCCGGCGAGCGUGAUAAGGAGUUCAGCGAAAAAUCACCGACGGAUAACGCACCGCCAGUACCGGUAGGUAUUGUGACUUUAGCUUCGGAGACCGAAGUGAGUUCGGACUCAGAUAGUAGCAGUGAUGAGGAUUCGGACGCGACGCCCAAAUGUGUCGAAACGCAUGGCUUGCAGGCAAUAAAAUCGGUCACAAAUAUACAAAUCUACAAGAAUGGUAAUAUAAACAUAAACGAGGUCGAUGAUGAAGACGAUGUGACAACGGCUGACGGCGAGAGCGAUAUCUUCGACGAGGAAGACAAUGAAGAAGAUGUCGCUGAGGAACUGGAGUUGGAUGAGUAUAUUGAAGAAAACGAUGAUAUGGACUACGAUAACCUGAGUGUCAUCUACGAAGAGGAGAGUGAAAUGGAACAUAGCAGCGAUAAACCGAAUACAAUCAUACAACGUGAUGGCUCUAACGCCAGUGAUGCGACAACAGUUGAGCGUGAUGACGCUGUGGAGCAGCAAAUUGAAGAGAAUGACAACAAUGAUGACGCAGAGGAGGACUCCACCUCGGUUACCGUAAGGCUACCAUUAAAGUUCUCAUUCAACGACGAGAAUGUAGCCACUGUGGAGGUUGGUAAAUCACAAAUCGAAGAACGACGCCAUAGCAUCUCUUCGGAAGGUAAACGUAGCACUGGAUUUGCUGUUGCGGAACUGCAACAUGAUUCCGAUGAUGAAGCCGGAGGUGCUUAUGAGUACGAUGAUGAUUGUGAAGUAAGUGUAACGAUAAGCUUGAGUGGAUCUUCACGUUCGAGUUCCAUGGAGCGCAAGCCCGACGGACGUCGCGUCUCAGCAGCAUAUCCAAUUGAAGAGCUGCCAACGCCAGAGCCGCCAAGCGCGGCAUCGAGUAACGAAAACGUUUCGGUGUCAUUGUCAUUAAAUGCGCGCAACAAAUUUAUGGGUCAAACUAUGAGGGAUGAUGUGACCAAUAAUAUAGCGAUGUUCAAAAGUAUGACGCACAAAGAGACUAUACGGGAACAAGUGAAACAAGAAAUAAAGGAACCAUAUAUAGGCACGAAACAAAUAAACGAAGCGUCAGUGAUGAAAGAGGAGCCCGUGGCGAAAGAAUCAGUCACGCCAGUAAUACCCUCCGACGAUUUAGACUUCUUUGCUACACUACGUGCUACUAAGCUGCAAGCGCAGAAAAUGAUGGAGACAUCAGCGAACUAUUGGGGCAAGUUAAAGGAGAAUGAGGAACAAAAAAAAGAAGAAAUAAAGGAGGAAGUUGUCGUAGCAACUACAGAGCCCGAACCAGAGGUGGAUGAUAUUUGGGCUGAUAAAAGUGAUGAUUUACCGAAACCGGUGCCGAAAUUGAAAUUAGCCGAUGCUAAAGAGGAUUUCUGGUCCACAUUCGCAGCGGCAACACGAAAAACACACGAGGAAGAGCAAGCGGAGGAUGUUAUUGUAGAAAAACUGCCGGUAAACACAGUUAUGAAGAAGGAUGAAGCUUCCGCUCAAGCUGGCUGUAAGGUAAUAUUUGGAGACACGAUAGAUAUUAAAGACAAGGUCGAAACUGUAGACGAGUCCGAAGAAGUCGACUUUUGGGCAGAGAUCGAAAAAUCAAAGGAAGCAAAGACAACUGAAAAGAAAACCAAACUCAAGACCAAAUCUGCUUACGAACGUAAAGAAAUGAGUGAGGUUAUGCAUACAUCAACCACCAUGAAGGUAUCUACAAAGGUUCUACCAACAGCGCUACAAGCAGAUUUGUAUACACCGCCUCCAUCAGAACAGGUGGAAGAAGAGUCGAGCGAGAGUGAGGAAGAUGAUUCAGAGACAGAUGAAAAAGCGGCUCAGUAUGAAAAAGUGAAUGUUAGCAGAAAGCUGUCUGAACCAAAAGCGCCAGUGGAGGAGAAAGAAGAUGAGGAAGACUUCUGGGCGUCUGUGGAAAAAGCUAAAGCCGCGAUUGGUACACCAAAACAAUAUUCAACUUACGACAAAGUAGAAGCUCCAUCAGCACAAACGGUUGUUGAGGAGGUUGACUUCUGGGCUGACAUUGAAAGGAAUAAGAAUAUUACAAUUACAACGAAUGAGUUAUCAGCCUCCAAUAAUGUAGAGGCUCUCUCAGUCCAAGAAGUUGUUGAGGAAGUCGACUUCUGGGCCGACAUUGAAAAGAAGACGAAUAUUACAGCUACAACGGAUGAGUUAUCAACCAACAAUAAUGUAAAGGCUUCCGCAGUCCAAGAGGUUGUUGAGGAAGUAGACUUUUGGGCUGACAUUGAAAAUAAUGUGAAUGACAGAACUACAACAAAACAAGUAUUAACAAUAAACAACGUAGAAACACCUUUAGCUCAAACGGUUGUUGAGGAAGGCGACUUCUCGGCCAACAUAAAAAAUAACACAGAAAAAAUUGCCACAACUGAACCAUAUUCAACAACCAAUAAUGCUGUGGUGCCUUCAACACACAGCGUUGUAGAAGAACCAAAUUCCGAAACAACGCAGACCCCUCCACAUGUCUACGAUCCCACACUUUACCCCGAAGAACCACGUGAAGUUGAUACCGAUGAAGAAAUCGAUUUCUGGGCUGAAAUUGAAGCUAAGGAUCAAGAUACAGAUGACGUUAAUUUCUAUAAAUCAGCAUCUUUCUGGGCCAAUCGUGAACGUCAUAAUUCAGUUGAUGAAACACCUUAUUCUAAAGUGCUACCUAAAGCAUUCCCUGCUAACUUGCCCGACGAACCAACUGUAAACGUGGGUCUAUGGGCAGCAUUAGAAGCCGCGAAAGGUGAAGAACCCGAAUACAUUGAUCCAGCUGUGGAGGAAGAAAAGGCUCUAGCAGUACAAUUCAAUGAGAUCCCAUUGGAAGAAGAAACAGCAUAUAAAGCAGAAAGUGUUGAAGAUGUUAAUAAAAGCUCAAGUGAUAUUUGGGAAGUAGCUUCUCUGCACGAACCUGUUGUGGCAAAUGUUUGGGCGCCACCGGUAGAAACUAAUGAGCUUAACAAGCCAUACCAAGAUAUGGAACAAUGGAUACACAACAACGAUAAUAAUGAAAAUACCGAACCGCUGACGGAGGAGCGCAUUAAAGUUGAACGCGUUGAAGAGACAGAUGAGGCAAAUGUCAAACGCAAUAACUACCGUAAAGCUAUGGCCUUCUUCAGUACAUCCAUUGACGACCAGAAGGAAGUCAACGCCGAGAAAAAAUCACGAAAAGGCCGUUCAUCAAAUAGGAAUUCGCUGGUCGGGACAGAAAACGCGAGUAUAAAUAAAAAAGAAAGCAUCGAAAAUGCAGUAAACAACUACUACAAAGAAACGUUUGAACAGUCUACAGCAAGAGGCAAGAGUGUCGGGCUCGACAGUUACUGUACUGAAAAUAUACUACAAGAAACCAUAAAUCAAACUAGAGGUAAAAGUGUAGGUGUGGAGAUGACAUAUAAUACACUGAACACAGAGGUACAUACCGAACCAUACAAUACGGAAGUGUGUACGGAACGCAAUAAAACACCAACAAACUUCGAGCAGACCUUACCCGAGGUUUAUGUGGAACCCAUUAUAGAAAGGAAACUUUUAUCUAACGGUUUACCAGAUUUGGGUCUUAAGAAUGAGGAGGUUAAGAUUUCAGUACGCGAUAGAAUCUCUGCUUUUGAAGCUGGUGUGGUCGAGUCGCCAACUACAGCAAAGAAAACUGACGAUAGAAAAACACAUUCACUCUCGGUGGAGAGUUGCACACCCAGAGGCACGCUAUCGCGUAACAGUUCACAACGUUCCGAGUCGGAAAUCGAAGAAGAUGACUCGGGUGUAACGGAUAUGAAUAAACCACUUUCCGAAACUGACACCGAAUCCGAAAGCUUCCCCGAGCUGCGUAAAAUGAGCAGCUAUCAACGUGCCGCCACACAUUCCAGACUCUUCAAGCUGCUGCAGGACGAAAACGAUCCACUCGAAGAUGAAAAACUAAGCAAAGAGCUCGCCGACGAGUAUCACUUCAAACCCAGUCGCCGCAAGAUCGUACACAAUGUAUCCAUCACACGUCGGCAGAAUCCGAAAGCGCUUGCCGAUGCCGAAACCAUGACACAACGACGCGAACGCCUCUCACUGCCAUUACGUAAAAACACGAGCAUCGAUGCGGAUAAUCCCUCGACACCGAACAGUCCAGCCUCACCCAUUAUGGGGCAACCGUCCAACAACACUAGCGUCAGCGAUAAACUAGUCAAUGAAUUGGUACAGAGUCUGCUAUUGAAACGCGAUAGCAGCCAUUUGCGCCAAAUGCCCAUGGAAAAGCUGCAGGCAGCUGCCAAACGUGUGCUCGAAGAGGAGCUGGACUCAUUGGAGAAUACAUCAGUCGAGACGACACCGGCACUCACACCAAACGACAUCAAAAUCGACAAAAGCUAUGCCGAAUACUAUGAUACAUGGUCGCACGCAAACGGCAGCAGCGUGGACGGCAUGCCACCGAAAGCGUAUCGCGCCAUGCAAGAUGCGCAGCGACGUAGUCCUUGGUCCGUGCGUUGUCCACGUGUGCUCAGCUCGAAAACGAUAAAUCGCGACUUGGCGCGUGUAACCGAGUCGCCGGAGAUUUUCGCACGAAAUAGCAAAAGUCCCGACUGUCUCUCGCAAUCGCGCGAGGGUUCGGUGAGCCGUUGGCGCAAAGUUUAGCGGGCUCAUUAGGGUGGCGGCACAUACACAGCGGGCGAGCGUCGUCAAAAUUGGGGGAAAUCGUAAAUGCUUAAGUAAAAUAGCUGUUUAAAGUAUAGUUGUAGGAAAAUACAAAUAACGGUGAUGCAUAUUAUAAAUUUGACAUCAAAACUGUUGUGAAAGGCGGAAAACGCUUCUGGUGCGUGGCACCAAAGUUAUUAAAAAAAAUUAAAAACGUUCAAAAAUUAUCCAAAGAAGUGUCUCAUUGCAGCAGCUGCGCUGUAGGCAGGAGACACACAUAUGCAAGCCAACAACUCAAAAAAUUUACUAGUUUUUUUAUUAGCUGAGCGGUAGCACCAACUCGCACAGUUCAACCAACCCAAACACUGCCUUUUUGUACUCAGUUAAUGGAAAAAGUUUAAACAUAGCAAAGUUAGCAUAGUGUGUGCUUCUUUGAAUUUAUUGUAAAUAAAAGUAAUUUUAAAUAUUUUAUAAAAACAUGAAGUGAUAGCCGCGUUCAUCUUUUUUUUUUUUUUUUUUUUACUACAAAACACUUUUGUAAGCAGGAUUUUACAUUUAGCCAGCCAGAUUUUGCAUUUUGCCGAUUCAUUCAUGCUCUCACAAUAACCCAACCGGCCGCACAGUCACACAAAUCAUACAAAACACAAAAAGUUGACAUUUCUGCCAAAACAAACGAAACAACAAAAUAAAAAAUAAGCAAA